UAGCGUCAUCACUCCACGCGGCCUGAGUUGGUGGCGGCGGCGGCAGCAUAAGCAGGAUGCUGAGCCGCCUGCAGGAGCUGCGCAAGGAGGAGGAGACGCUGCUGCGGGUCAAGGCGGCACUGCACGAUCAGCUCAACCGGCUCAAGGUGGAAGAGUUGGCCCUUCAGUCCAUGAUCAGCGCCAGGGAAGGGAAAAUGACCGUACCUCCCGAUACCGAGAUGGAGGAGCAUCAGAACAUGGACAACGAAGCUGCUAUCAAUCAAACUAAAUUGCAGUUGCAAAUGCAUGUCAGCGAAGAGGAAGAGGAGGAGGAAGAGGAGGAGGAGGAAUCCGAUUCAUGAAGAGGAGCAUGCAGCAGCCUGACAGCCUUUUUCUCCCAAACUCAGGAACCUCCCUGCCCACCACCAUUCAAGCAAAUUACUUCAUUGGACUUUGCUUGGUGCUACAGAGACCAAACAGUAUUCACAAGUGCAUCUGGGUUUCCCAAAGGCUUCCAGAGGUGGUGAUGAACUGUGGCGGGUGUUGGGAGAAUGCAGUGUCGAUGCAUCACUAUGUAGCAUGAUUCCUUUUAAACACAAACACACUCUUUGAGCCAAGUAGCAUUUGGGGAAAGUCCAACACGCAACUCCUCCCAAAGCAAUAAUCUACCCUUGGCAGCAUCUGCUGCUGGUGAAAAUAAGAUGAAAAAGCAUCAAGUCUAAGCCAAUGGCACUAUCCAACCUCAAAUACUACAAACGGAAACAGUACUUUGGGACUUUUCUUGCAUGUAGCAUUUGCUGUGGCAUUCACAAAAAAGCAACAAUUUCCUUUGAUUCCAACCCAUGGUAUGAAACUUUGAACAUUUUAUGUAUUGUCUGCAAGUAAUAAUGGGGAACAUUUUGAGA
Lacerta agilis (Sand lizard) is the source of this 884-nucleotide messenger RNA. It is a transcript of the gene SNAPC5, whose product is annotated as small nuclear RNA activating complex polypeptide 5. Bases 57 to 341 code for a protein of 94 amino acids. The record is from RefSeq and is a predicted model, not a curated record. The transcript has 3 exons. Gene Ontology annotation, biological process: transcription by RNA polymerase II; transcription initiation at RNA polymerase III promoter. Lineage: Eukaryota; Metazoa; Chordata; Lepidosauria; Squamata; Lacertidae. Gene Ontology annotation, cellular component: nucleus.